Aspergillus ruber CBS 135680 is the source of this 3578-nucleotide messenger RNA. RefSeq names its product mannose-ethanolamine phosphotransferase GPI13. NCBI's taxonomy places the organism in Eukaryota, Fungi, Ascomycota, Eurotiomycetes, Eurotiales, Aspergillaceae. The record is from RefSeq and is a predicted model, not a curated record. Bases 103 to 3330 code for a protein of 1075 amino acids. Gene Ontology annotation, cellular component: endoplasmic reticulum membrane. The transcript has 2 exons. Gene Ontology annotation, molecular function: mannose-ethanolamine phosphotransferase activity. Gene Ontology annotation, biological process: GPI anchor biosynthetic process.
GCCUCUGAAUUUUUUUGCCGUGAUAUCCGCGCCGUCCCGUGUUCUCUGUGUGGACCAGCUUCCCGAUUUAAUUCCGACAGCGCCCUCCCAUAUACACUGGCAAUGGCUUCGCCAACGCUCGAGGGGCUGGCAAACAGCAGCACCAACGUUGAUGACCCCAAACUUUCGGCCUCGUCCUCUUCCCGACCCUCGUCUUCGUCGCGCUCUUCGGACCUUGGGGAGCGGCGGCCGCAGCCAAAACUGCAGGUUCCUGCUGGAUUACAGGCGCGAAUGGGCAAGAAGACGAAUAGCGUGCAGGAAUUGAGGACGCAGGUUAUGGAGGGGGAGUUUAAGAUUAAACAUCUUGGGUUGUUGGGGGUGUUGGUGUGGAUACUAUUGCUGCACGUUGCUGGUAUCUUCUUCUUUACAAAGGGAUUCCUCUUGACUCGAAUGGUUCUGGACAACAAAUCGUCUUGCAAAAUACUUCCGUUUGACGACUCGUCGCAUGCGCCGGCGUGGACUGCUGGGAGGAGUGAUAAGGGUUGCUGGCAUCAGAAGUCGUUCGACAAGGCUAUUGUGAUUAUCAUCGAUGCGUUGCGCUAUGAUUUCACGGUCCCGUUUGCGCCAAGUGUGGAAAGUGAACAAGCUCAUCUGUUCCACAAUAAUAUCCCCGUUCUCUAUGAGACCGCCGUCAACGAACCGGAGAAAGCGUUCCUGCUUCCAUUUAUCGCGGACCCACCGACCACGACGCUUCAGCGACUAAAGGGUCUGACCACCGGAACUCUGCCGACCUUUGUCGACGCAGGGUCCAACUUUGCGGGAACGGCAAUUGAUGAGGAUAACCUGGUUGCUCAGCUGCGCGCGGCAGGAAAGAACUUGGUCCAUCUUGGCGAUGACACUUGGCAUUCUCUGUUUCCCGACUACUUCGAUACCAACCUGACACGACCGUUUGAUUCGUUCAAUGUGUGGGAUCUGUAUACUGUUGACAAUGGGGUUACCGCCAAUCUAUUCCCGCUCCUGCAUCCUGACAACGCUACCAAAUGGGAUGUCGUUUUCGGUCACUAUCUUGGUGUUGACCAUGCUGGCCACCGGUAUGGACCUGACCACUCAACAAUGGGCGAGAAACUUCGGGAAAUGGACCAAGUCAUUCGGAACCUCAUCGAGAUGGUCGACGAUGAUACACUACUAGUCAUUAUGGGCGAUCACGGAAUGGACUCAAAGGGCGACCAUGGCGGUGAAUCAGAUGAUGAAGUCGAGGCAGCUUUGUGGAUGUACUCGAAGAAGGGUAUGUUCGGCCGCACCAGCACUGAGACUGCUCGUCCGCCGAAGUCUCCUCGGGAGCGGUUCGUUCCUCAGAUCGAUCUCGUGCCGACCUUGUCUCUUCUUCUCGGCAUGCCGAUUCCAUUCAACAACCUUGGGUCUCCGAUUGAGGAAGCUUUUGCGGGGACGUACGGCAACGAUGUGAAGAACUUGGCUGCGGUUAACCGCUUGACGUCUGCGCAGAUCAAGAGAUACCAGCAUGAAUAUGCAGCAGCUCGAGGCGAAGACCAUAGCUUGUCUCUCGGGUCUCUGGAGUAUUGGAGCGAAGCGGAGCAGACGUUUGCAAAGGGCAAGUCGGAUGCGAUACUCCGUUCGGCGUAUGAUUCGUACAGGCAGUACCAGCGGGGUACCCUCGAGAUUUGCCGUGGAUUGUGGGCAAACUUUGACGUGCCAAGUAUGAUCCAGGGAGUUCUGAUCUUAUUCUCCGGUUUAGCUUUGUUGGUGUUUUAUGCCAGAGGUCUCAAGGUGAAUAGGACGGAACUUACCGGUUCGCUUCUUACGCUCGCUGGUGCGGGUUCCGGCUUGGGUGGUGCAGUUGGAAGUGUCAUUGGUGUUCUUGGGUUCGUCGACAUGCCAAUCAUCGAGUCAUCCGUUCUGUUUGCCGCUUUUGGUAGUAUAAUUGGUGCUGCAUGGUCGAUCUUUGGAUCUCAGCUGUCGCCUCCUCUGCCAAACUCCUUGUGGGGAUGGCUGUCUCUCAUCUUUACCGUGUCCCAGUCGAUUGGGUUUGCAUCGAACUCGUAUACAAUCUGGGAGGAUGAAAUCUUGCUGUUCUUCCUGUCCACUUUUGGUGUCGUUGCAGGUGUGUCCUCGAUGCGGCAAAAAGCGACUCAGGAUAGGGUUCUCGGGCUUUACCACUCGGUUCUGUUUGUGCUUCUUGGGAGGCUGGCGUCGUUCUCGCGUCUCUGCCGUGAGGAACAGAUGCCGUUCUGCCGGUCUACUUACUAUGCGUCGGCUACGUCCUCAACAUCUGCACCGUGGCAGCUGGCAAUUCCGUUCCUCGUGACGUUGAUAAUCCCCGCCGUCAUUAAAGCAUACUACACAGGCUCCAAGUCCUACGAAGGAACGUCGUCGUUGUGGAUUGGCGUCACCUUCCGCCUCGGACUCCUAAUUACAUCUCUGUUCUGGAUUCUCGAAGGUGCUGACGACGGCGGCUGGUUCAACGUAAGCAAAGAAGCCCUCAAAUCCAGCCGCAUGUUCCUCGCCCAAUUCGUCUUCGCCAUCGCCUUCGGAGCCGGCACAACAGCCUACAUGUAUGCGAAACCCUGCAUCAGCAUCAACGUCAGCAAAGGCAGCCCCGAUCCUGAAAAGCCCGCCUCACCCUCCGGCCAACAACCCGGCCGCACAACAGUCACAAUCCUCGGCUUCGGCAACGUCUACGGCACCCGCUUCUUCUUCCUAGUCGUCAACUUUGGCCUAGCCGUCAUCCUCAUGCAAAAACCAAUGGGCCAAGGCGCCAUCGGGCUGCUCCUCUGGCAAAUUUUGUCUUUGCUUGAAAUCCUUGACACAAACGCCCUUGCCACGACUAACGUCUCCAUCGGUCCAGUUGUUCUAGGCCUACUAGGCUCCUACUACUACUUCAAGACCGGCCACCAAGCCGUCCUCUCCACAAUCCAAUGGGAAACAGCCUUCAUCCCCCUCUCAACAGUCAAAUACCCCUGGUCCCCCCUCCUCGUCAUCCUAAACACCUUCGGCCCCCAGAUCCUCUCCGCAAUCGCAGUCCCCCUAACAGUUCUCUGGAAACGACCCCUGCAGGUACAGGAACCCGGUAAAACAGAUAACCCGUCUCUCCGCCUCCUCUCAGAUGUCGUACAAGCUGUUACUACGCACAUCUUGUAUCUGGGGACCAUUAAUUUGGCGACGACGAUGUGGGCGGGGCAUUUGAGACGGCAUCUCAUGUUGUAUCGAAUUUUUAGCCCUCGGUUUAUGAUGGGGGCGGCGGUUUUGGGGGUUGUGGAUGUUGUUGUCGCCUUUGUGGGGGUGCUCGGGGUUAGGUGGUGUGGGUUGAGUGUGGGGGAGGUUUUUGGGUGGUAGGCUUUCACCUGUCUAUCUGAAAUUAUCCAGCGCUGUCCGGAAGAAGAAAGCCCUGGAUAAUGGAGUUUUUAGGCAAUAUGGAAGAUGGCCUGCGGACUCGCUCCCGCAGAUGCGGUUGAGCAAGCGUACGCGGGAUUAACGCAUUGAUUGAAAGAGCAUUCAGAACAUUUCUCGAUCUAUCUCGAAUUGAGCUGAUGCGACGCGAUGUUUUUUGUAUUACUUUAUUUGUUCCACUAUCUAUACCUUGA